GUCAGCGCAUUGACGUGUGUUUACAAGGCCACAGCGCUUCGUUCUCAGAAAAGCAGACACCGCAGGUUAGCUAGCUGGCCGAGCUCCUUGUAAACAUGUUAUACAGACGCCAGUGACCCGUUCGCCUGGUAUAAGAGCAAAAGUAGCUAAAUUUAAGCGUUGUCUACGUGGUUCACCUAUCACGGACAGCACCAAACAGCCUUAACCGGGAGCGCGGCUGCUAACCCCGUUAAGCUCGUUAGCCACCAGCCGCUGGCGUGCAACACUGCUACCCGAGUCUUGUGCAACUUCGUCCGGAUCAAAGCGCUAGCUAGUGUGCGAAACGAACCGGAGGCUUUUCCUCGACUGUCCGCGAUGAACUGUCGCUCGGAGGUCCUGGAGGUGUCGGUGGAGGGGAGGCAGGUGGACGAGGCGAUGCUGGCGCUGCUGCACACGAUUCUAUUGCACCGCAGCACCGGCAAGUUCCACUACAAAAAGGAGGGCACGUACUCCAUAGGCACGGUGGGGACGCAGGACGUGGACUGCGACUUCAUCGACUUCACCUUCGUGCGGGUUUCUUCGGACGAGCUCGACCGAGUCAUCAGGAAAGCGGUCGCGGAAUUUAAGGACGCCCUCGGGAGCUCGGGAGGCGACGGCAUGGGCCAAAUCUCGCUGGAGUUCUUCCAGAAAAAGAAAUCCCGAUGGCCGUUUUCUGACGAGUGCAUCCCCUGGGAGGUCUGGACGAUAAAGGUCAACGUCGUGGACCUGGCCAACGAGUACGAGCGACAGAUAUGCCGUGAGAAAGUGGGCGAAAAGCUCGGCGAGAAGGUCAUCAACGUUGUGGAGGUGAUCAACCGGCACGAGUACCUGCCCAAGAUGCCCACGCAGUCAGAAGUGGACAACGUGUUUGACACGAGCUUGAAAGAUGUCCAGCCGUACUUGUACAAGAUCACCUACCAAAUCACAGAUUCCCUCGGGACGUCCGUGAGCACCACGAUGAGGAGGCUGAUCAAGGACACGUUGGCCUUGUGAGAACGUCCCCUACACGACCUCUGGAGCCUCUCUACCAGGUGUCCUGCUUUUGCAUUGACCUUACCUGCAAAACACGGUGCAUGUACUCCCUAGGCCAGCAGCAGGUCUCGGAUCAGCGUGGGUUUGUUUUUCAUGAGUUUAAAUGGCUGUUUUCUUCAUUGGUCAGCUGUCUUUUUUCCCACAUGUAAUGAAUGUACUCCUAUUUCUGCUCCUGCCUGCUUGGCCUGUCAGUAAGUAACACUAUUCAGUGAGUUACUCCCUUAGAAGCUGCACAGUAAAACAAAACCACAAGUGACGGCCUCGGCUCCAGAAACGGCGUGGCAUCAAACUAAUGUUUCGUUGUUUCGUUGUUUUUUUUCCCUUGUACGAUGUAAAAUUUAAUCUUGCACACAAAAACCUAACGUGUAUUUUGUACAGUGUAAUGGUGUGGUUUGUUUUCGAGAGUAAAAGUUAAAGCACUCUGUUGGCUUUCUGCUGCCAGGGUUCUGCGCCUCACUGUCA
Molecule: messenger RNA, 1512 nt
Organism: Electrophorus electricus (electric eel)
Lineage: Eukaryota; Metazoa; Chordata; Actinopteri; Gymnotiformes; Gymnotidae
Gene: atg101
Product: autophagy related 101
Biological process (GO): autophagy; autophagosome assembly
Cellular component (GO): phagophore assembly site; Atg1/ULK1 kinase complex
Molecular function (GO): protein kinase binding
Source: RefSeq, a predicted model, not a curated record